This is a messenger RNA of Lytechinus pictus (painted urchin), 2379 nucleotides long. RefSeq lists its product as uncharacterized. The coding region runs from base 155 to 946 and encodes 263 amino acids. Lineage: Eukaryota; Metazoa; Echinodermata; Echinoidea; Temnopleuroida; Toxopneustidae. The record is from RefSeq and is a predicted model, not a curated record. The transcript is spliced from 3 exons.
ACUGUAACUGCUAUCUCCAUCCGCAUCGAUUGUACAUCUCGAUUAGCUCUCCAUCUUGCUUCACAGUCCUGCGUGCGAACAAUUAAGAGUUUCCUGAAUUCAAGAGAUAAACAAGUUCAGUUAAGCCGAGGAAGCCUAUAUAUAGACAGCAAUUAUGAAGGUAAUCGUUGCACUCGUCUUCCUCUCUGCCGUCAUCGCAACCGGUUAUUCGUCGAGGUCAAGAAGUCGGUUCGAUGACGUCGACGGUCCGAUCGAGUCGUACCGAUUACUCGAUGCUCUAGAAUACACCUGCACUGACAUCGUGCCUCUACUGGAUCACCUGAAAUACGUCAAUCGUGUCUUUGGUAAUACGAAGAAAUUGGUACAACCCGUGUGUAAGUACAUCCUGCGGGAGUCCGACGAUUUUGAUCCCACCAAAUUCUGCACGUUCGUGACAGAGUAUAUCCGCAUGCUUGCCUUGUUGGACGCUGGCCGGGACGUUGGUACUAGCAACAGUGGUCAACGUCGUGAUGAUUAUGAUCUUGUCUUUGAAUUGGUGGCAAAUGCCACAAGAAACUUGUAUGGAAUUGACCCCAAUAACGCGACAACCAUCUGUCCAAACGCGAAUAAGUUGUUCGAGCCGACACUGGGCACGCUCUAUGAGGACAUCUUGACCGAGUAUUACAUCGAGCUGCUCACCGAAGCCAUCCCCGUUUUGGUGUCUCUCUGUCACGACCGGAAAUCAUUCUACACCGCCAUUGGUGUGCCAGUUGACUCCCCUUACGAGCAGUUGGCCAACAGUCUCCUCGACAUCGGCUCAGAGAUGGCGGGAUAUGAUGAUUAUACUGACUUUUGUGAUGGAACCAAACCAUGGUUCAGCCAAGGUUAUGCUGGUCGCAGGAAGGGUGCCAAUCUCCUUGUCAUCCUGAUGAGGGAUAAAUUCUACGACGCACUCGACCAAUAUUGAAUAGUACCACCCCAAAAGUGCUGAAGGCCUUGAUACAAGACUGAUCCAAUUUUUCUUAAUUAAUUAUCAUUAAAUGAACUCUGAAGAUGUGUGGAAUUUCACAAGCUAACCUGAAAUAAUAACCACAUGCACAGAAGGGAUUUUAGAAUGGAAUUAUUUUGCUCUCGACGCUAUAUAGUCCCAUUUAUGCAGUUUUUUUAUUAUUUCGUUUUAGGGGCAAAGCAAUGAUAAUAUCUUGAAAACUAAGCAAGAUUUGGAAGAGACCAAGCUAGUCACAAGGGUUUUGUAUUUUAUGAUUGAAAACAUACAAUCUGAUGAACAUUGUUUGUAUAUAUAGGUCUAUAUAUUUGGUUAGGAAAAAAUCAAUAAAGAAAAAAAAAUAUAUUCGUUCGUGGAGAGAUGCGAUAUACUCUGAUGGGUAAAUAUGUACAAUUAAUUAUUUUCACAUUCAUUUUAAUUUAUUCUUUUCAUCCUAUCCAUUGAUCUGUAUUUACUCCCUGUGGAAUCCAACCUUAUGAACUGAUCUAAUUAGUGAAGGGAAAAAUAUAAUUGCGAAAGUUUGAAAGAGAUCAGAUUAGAUAUACAAUUCAAAAUUAUGUAAGAUUCAUAUGACGAUAUCAAUAUCAAAUCGGCAAUUUGGGGUGAGUAUGCAUUGUAACAAUAUUAUAAGAAAUUUAAGUAAUUUUAAAUAGUUUUUUUAAAUUAUAAGUAAUUUUUCCAUUAGGAGUCAGUUUCAUAAAACUUAAAUUCGCAAUAAUAGUUUAAAGCUACCGAAUUCAUUCAAUUUGAUUGACUGAUGAAAAGUAAACAAGUCUGAAACGAGACCCUAGCCUGCAUGUAAGAAAGAAAUAAUAUAUAUAGCGAUAUUUCCAGAUCGAAGGAAAAAAAGUUGUAAUUCUUUUUGAAUCAUGACAUUUUAGUUUAUCUUGUGUAUUGGAGAAAAAUGAAACUGGAAUAGUGAUCCCUUCUUACAUUACAAUGACAUCACAAGUAUACGUUGCCAGUUUGAAUUCCCAAUAGCGAUUACAACUUUUUACAACUCAAAAUUUUUAACGUUCUUAUCGCUAAUUCAUCCAUCUUUGUACAGAGUUUACCCUAUCUGUUUCUUUGAUUGUCCCUAUUCUUUCAAAGCACAUUCUUUAUGUGGGUUGGAUUCCACUUUAAAGACUUAUUCACUAUCAUCUCUUUCCUCAUAUAUAGAUUCCUAAUCUAUUAGGUGCUUUCUCAUUUCCAUGUACAUGACAAUCACAAUAGUUCUUAGAUGUACAGUAUAGUACAUAAUUGAUGUGUAUAAUUCAUUACAGUAAUGUGUAAUCAAGAUUGGUAUUUUUUAGUGUAUAGGCCUAUUUUUGGUAAACUAUGCAAAUAUGCAUGAUGAUUGUGUUUUUGAACAGCACCAUUGAUUAUAUUUGGAGGUCAUAGCGGCGCUACAG